ACCUUUACCCCAUUUGGCAGCAGUUUGGACCCCCUGGACCAGCUUGUGAGACCAUGUCUGAAGAAGGGCUUCAUGUGGUUCUGACCACCGUGCUGUCCGGAGCUCUGCUGGUGGCUGUUCUGGCUCUUCUCUGCUACUUCACCUGUAGACUGGCCGGAUCACUUCCUCUGGGCGGACCUGGACGUUUCUGAGAUAACUACACCGACAUGCUUCGUCUGAGGAACGUCCCAAAGGAAACAGCUCAGUUAUUUAUCGUCAGCCUGUGACACGACGGCAGCCAGGAUCCCUCAGCUCCUCAAAACAGCAUCGUAUGGCUUUGUAGAGUUAGACAUCAGCCACACUCAGACCACAGCAUGAAGGUGUCAGGCCUGCUCAUCGCUUGCUCCUGUUUCAUCUUAGGAAGCAUGGGAAAGGCAGUAUUCCCAGAACAAGAGAAAGAUCCUAAGUUCUGGAACUCAAUGGCUCAGCGGACCCUGAAGACCGCGCUGUCGUUCCAAACUCUCAACAAAAACACAGCAAAGAAUCUCAUCUUCUUUCUCGGUGACGGGAUGGGCGUCCCAACUGUGACGGCGGCUCGAAUACUGAAGGGUCAGCUGAAUGGAGAGAGUGGAGAAAAUACUCAGCUGGAGAUGGAAAAGUUCCCCUUUGUCUCUUUGGCUAAGACGUACAACACUAAUGCACAGGUGCCAGACAGUGCAGGAACAGCCACAGCUUUCCUCUGUGGAGUUAAAGCCAAUGAGGGCACGGUGGGCGUGAGCGCAGCUGCAGUUCGCUUCCAGUGCAACACCACCCAGGGCAACGAGGUCACCUCCAUCCUCAGAUGGGCCAAGGAUGCAGGAAAGUCCGUGGGAAUCGUGACAACAACACGGGUCAACCAUGCGACACCAAGUGCCGCCUACGCUCACUGUGUGAACCGAGACUGGUACUCUGACAGCGACAUGCCAGCUGAAGCCCUGCAGGCCGGCUGUAAGGAUAUCGCCAGACAGCUGAUUGAAAACAUUCCCAACAUUGAUGUUGUUAUGGGUGGAGGGAGAAAAUUUCUGAUCCCUAAAAACAUGUCAGAUGUAGAAUAUCCUACUCAAGGGAAGCACAACGGCACACGGAAAGACGGGAGAAACCUGGUGCAGGAGUGGAUAGACAGGACAAAGSACAAGAAAGGCUAUUAUGUAUGGAACAAGAAGCAGCUGCUUUCUCUAAACCCAAACAACGUGGAUUACUUACUGGGGCUUUUUGAACCUUCAGAUAUGACUUAUCACUUGGAGAGGAACCCUGACACCGAACCCUCUCUGACAGAAAUGGUAGAAAUAGCCAUAAAGAUCCUGAGGAAAAACCAGAAUGGAUUUUAUCUGCUUGUAGAAGGGGGACGUAUUGACCAUGGACACCACGAGGGCAAAGCCAAGCAGGCUCUGCACGAAGCUGUGGAAAUGGAUCGUGCCAUCGGUCGGGCUGAUCUCCUGACCAGCGUCCACGACACACUGACUGUAGUUACUGCUGACCAUUCUCAUGUCUUUACAUUUGGAGGCUACACGUGGAGAGGAACGUCAAUAUUUGGUCUGUCCCCCUUUCUGAGUGAUAUGGAUCAGAAGCCUUUCACGUCCAUUUUAUAUGGAAACGGACCAGGCUACAAACAUAUCAAUGGAACAAGGGAGAAUGUUUCUACUAUUAACCACAAUUCAGACAACUAUCAGGCUCAGUCAGCCGUACCCCUGUCCUCAGAGACUCACGGAGGCGAGGAUGUGGCCGUGUUUGCCAAGGGCCCCAUGGCUCACCUGCUUCACGGGGUCCAGGAACAGAACUACAUCCCCCAUGUAAUGGCGUWCGCCGCCUGUAUCGGCCAAAACCUGGACCACUGUAAAGCUGCGGGCGGAGCGGUCGCAUUACAACCAGUCCUCUCAAGCGUUGCAGCUGUUCUCACAGUGACUCAACUUUUGUGCUGAUUCCACCUGCUGCACAUGUUUCAACUAGUCUCUCAUUCCAUGAUUUUAUUGCUUCAUUUUUUUUAAAAGUCUCUGUAGAAUAUUGUUGUUAUGGGACCACUGAACGACUCGUUUUUUUAUAUAUAGUUUUUUGAAAAUGCAGAAACACUGAAGGGAUUUGAAACGAACCACAUUAGUUAUUUAUGCUGAUUUACAAAGUAAAAGCAUUCACGAUAACAUUAUUGAUAUUCAUAAUUACAUGUUUUCAGCAGAAACUGAUCCUGGAUUGAAGGCAGUUAUUGUCAGAACAUUGCUAGCUGUACUGUAGUGCCGCUGCUUAAAUGUUUAUCUUUGUUCAAAAUUGUUCACUAAUUUGYAUAUUUUCUUCAAGUUAUUACUUUUCUCACUAACCAAACAAGUGAUGUAUUUAAUCAUUUGAAGAGUGAUCAAGCCCCAAUUUGUUAAAAAAAAGUGUGUGGGAAAAUAACUAAUAUAUUAACUCAGAAAUUCACAGUUGUGAAUAAUAACUAAAUGCACUGAUAUAAAAAAAAAGGUUUUGCAGAAAUAACAUUAAAAUCAGAUUUCUUAAUGAUGAUGGAAAACUUAAACCUUUUUAAAAGACUGGUGAAACCAUGAUUAAUACAAAUCCUGCUGGUUUAAAUAUAGAUAUAAAAACUUGUUUAAUAUUUUCAUUGUGAMGUGAUAGUGAUCUACCUCACAGGCCUCAUCAUCAUCACUCAUGGCAGUAGUGAGUUCUCAGGAGACAAUUAAUUGUGGCAAACCAGAGUCAAUGAAUGUUUAUGAGAUGAAACAAUUACAUACAUUUGUUGGUUUUUUUUUCUUUUCAUACCAAAUGCUUUCCAUAAUCACAGUCGAUCAGAAUGUCCUCUUUCUGUUUUGUCCAACGGAAAUGGUGUCCUGUAACCAAUAAAUUUGUCCGUUUUGUUACAAUCCUGUCUGCUUUGAUAAGAAAAAAAAAAUAGAAAUGAAAAAUGUAAAAGAAAAAUAAACUAUUUUAGAUUUUUAUGAUUAAUGAUUAAAAAACACAAUUAAUAAUCAAAAUGCAAAACUUUGCAAAUCUGCUUAGUAAGACUUGAAGAUGUUUAUUUUUUUCAUUGCGUCAUAGGUUGUACUUUUCCCAUCUGCUCUCUUGUAGCUCGUGUGGAAUGUGAAUGGACUGAAGCUCAUUCCUCUGCAUCAUGUGGUCAGUUUGGUUUCAGAGGACUCAUGUUGACUGAAGCAUGAAAAAGAGAUUUAGAUAAAACAGCUAAGUAAAACUGUUGUGCUUUUGGAAUCACAUUCUUCCUUAUCUGAACGUUUGCUGGCUGCUUCACAACAAAUAAAAGUAAAUUACAUUUGAUAUUA
Messenger RNA from Austrofundulus limnaeus, 3281 nucleotides. Its product is annotated as alkaline phosphatase. NCBI's taxonomy places the organism in Eukaryota, Metazoa, Chordata, Actinopteri, Cyprinodontiformes, Rivulidae. Gene Ontology annotation, biological process: dephosphorylation. The record is from RefSeq and is a predicted model, not a curated record. Gene Ontology annotation, molecular function: alkaline phosphatase activity. Gene Ontology annotation, cellular component: plasma membrane.